GACGUACCUAUAAUAAUUUAUUUAACAUCAAAUGAUAGUUUAAUUCUAACACAUUUGUUAUUUUCACCAGAUUCUUAUUCUUAGUCCUCUUUUAUUGAAUUUAUUUUUAUGUAUUAAUAUUUUUUAAAACAUUUAAUUAAUGUAAAUAUCUAAAAUGAUAGUUUUUCGCUUAAAAAUUCGUGGAAGAAUGAAUAUUAACUAGCAGAAUCCGAUAAUGUUCAACACAUUCUCUUCAUUUUUAAGAAAUAACUUCUUCAACCACUUUUCUAAACUUAAAGGAAAUGCUAACUUUUCAACAAAUGUUAUUACACCACCUUGUUUCGGAACACAUUCUCAUUUCAAUAUUCCCACCUUCCUAAAGUUUCAAAAUCCUUUUUAUUAUGAUAAGAGGAGCAUAGUCAUUAAUAAACCUAGACGCCAAAUAGGCCACAAAUUUGAGUUUAUAGUAGGCAAACAUAAAAGAGCCAAGGUGAACCCUCCUAGGGUUCCAAUUCACCCUAAUAAAGAUGUUGAUAAGGACAUGAACCUUUUUGAAACAUACAGAGACUUAAACUUGAGAUGGAAACGGACAACAAGGUCCAGGAAAAACAGGCUAAGAAUAGCAAGGAAAUGGAGGCAGCCUUACUACUUUAACCCAACCAAUCAGCCAACUUGUAUGUUUGUUCUCCACGACAACUUGCCGAGAACGAGAACUGAUAAGCCUCCAGAAAGAAACGACGAUAAGGAGUAUGUCCCUGGGAAAAUUGAACUUGACGAAUCGCAUAACUUUCACGUUUACCCACCAGACGCAGUGGUUCAGGAUAUCAAAAACCUUAAAACUGAGACUUUCUGUAUUUUCAAGUCUAGCCCUAUUCACCAACACAAGGUUACAAAAGGCGACGUGGUCCAAAUUGAACGACUAAAGCGAAAGAAUGCAGGGGACAAGGUAACAUUUGGAACUGUACUAUUAGUUGGCUCCAAGUACUGGACUAUAAUUGGAAAACCAACGGUACCAUAUGCAAAAGUAGAGGCAACAAUUGAACAGCAGACUCUUUGCGGAGAACAAUUGAGUUUCAGAUACAGGAAAUCUAGGAGAAUUUCAAGAUUUUUAAGGGUUCGUCAUUGGGUAACUGUUUUGAGGAUUGAUCAUAUCGUCGUGGACCCAUCAAUUGAGAUCAACACUGAACAUAAACCAUCAAGGUUACUUGACCUAUGGUCUAACAGAUGGCUAUACACUGAAGAACUGGAAGAUAUUGAGAAGACCAAAAGUGAUUCAGAACAAAUUUAUGACGGUCUUGAGCAUGAAACUGGUUACUAUAACAAGCUUGGAUUAACUGAAUCGUACAGGUGGUAUCCUGACCCUUACGCCAAGUAUAAAUGGAAAUAAGUUUAAUACAUUAAUUUGCUAUGUUA
Messenger RNA from Theileria parva strain Muguga, 1392 nucleotides. Its product is annotated as Ribosomal prokaryotic L21 family protein. The record is from RefSeq and is a predicted model, not a curated record. Bases 215 to 1366 code for a protein of 383 amino acids. Gene Ontology annotation, biological process: translation. Gene Ontology annotation, cellular component: mitochondrial large ribosomal subunit; ribosome. Lineage: Eukaryota; Apicomplexa; Aconoidasida; Piroplasmida; Theileriidae. The transcript has 11 exons. Gene Ontology annotation, molecular function: structural constituent of ribosome; RNA binding.